UUAAUCUGGGGGGAGGUACAUGCUAAUGAGGGCUGACAUCACAUGCUAAUGAGCUGUGACAUCAUAGCUGAUGUAAGGUCUAACUGACCAAUCAGAGAGUAGGACCGGGAGAUUCAAGAACAUUCCUUGAGUAGCCUUUAAAACCCCUUUGGGACCAUGUGGUCCUUUGUCUCUCCCUCCCUCCUCCUCUUUGUUCUCUGGGCAGCUGGGCAGCUGGCUGUGAGCAAUGCAGGUGGAGUGGGCAAGGAGCCAGCUCCCUGCAUCCAGAAACUCAACAAGGACUGCAAAUCCCAUCACUCUAGUUCCUGGCCUUGGUGGAGCAUGUGAAAAGCCGGCCGCUGGACGGGGCCUCGCUGACCCUGGACUGGCUGGAGCAAACGGACAGCCUCCUGGUGCAGAGUCACGGCGGAGAGCGGCUGCGCGAAGACCUGCUGGAGCUCUACUUUGAGAGCAAGCGGAGUGGCGGAGGAGAUGUGCGGGCGGUCAGGAUCCUCCCAGGGGCAACCAUGGCAGUCAUCUCUUUCCAGGACUGGGCAGUGGCAGAGAGAGUGCUGCAAAGACCCCACCAGCUCUCGGGGGGGCAGUCUGGACGUCUGUCCCUACUAUGACUUCUUGGAGCCCACAGAAGGGAAGGUGGAAGAACCAGGAGGAGGAGAAGCCUUGCCAAGGGAUGAGGGGACCCCUCCAGUGACCUGCAUCCCCCUCCCGGAAGAGGCCCCACAGCGCCUGCUCCAGUCCAGCCUCGUCUUACAAGAGCUGGGGGGCCCUGUGCCGGAAUGCUCCCUCCAGCUGGAGGGCCCUCGGCUGUGCAUCUCAGGCGGGGACUCCAUUGGCCAAACCCGGCUGGAGGCGCAUGUCCGAGUGGCCUUGGGGGAGGUGGUCCGGGAGCGCCUGCCCUUCUCCUCCUGGGAACUGGAGUUCCUCCAGCGGGAGGAUGUCCAACAGGGCUUGGCGGAGAUGCUGGUGGAGCAGCAGGUGGGGGCCUGCUACCUGCCCCCCGAGGAAAGUGGGGUGGUGGUGGUGGCCUUGACUGCCCCCUCGGCCCGCCUGGCCACUUCCCUCCUGCGCUCAGCCCUUACCCACUUCUUGCUGCCCCUCUCGGAGCGGCACCUGCUGGCGCUGGCCUCCCCCUCCUGGGACCACCUGCGGGCAGAGCUGCGGUGUUGCCUGGUGCGCCUGGCAGAGAACGGGGAGCGCCUGGAGGGUCUGACUCUGGCAGGGCUGGAGCCGGAGAAUGUGGGGCAGCUGGAGGCCUUCCUGCGGGACAGCGUGCCAGACGAGACCGUGGUGGCCAUGGAGCCUGCGCAGCUUCGCUUCUUGCAGCUCUACCACCAGGAGGUCCUUGCUGGAAUGGCCAACCUCACGCCACUGCCCCUGGAGGGAGAGGACAUCACUGGCUUGCGGCUUAGUGGCAAAGCCCAAGCAUGCCAAGCGGCGGCCGAUUUGCUGCAGAGCUUGCUGAGUGCUAUGCAUACCCAGACGGUAGUCCUGGAACAGCUGCCCGGCGUGAUCCGCUUCCUGCUGGAGGAGCGCGGCCAGGCCAUCGUCCGGGCCCUGGAGCUGCGCUUCCGUUGCGCUGUUGGGCUGGAGCGACUGUGCUGGGCCCCACUGGAGGCACAGCAUGAACUGGAAAGGUCUUGGGAUCCACUAGCCGUGAGUUGCCAACGAGAUUCCCCGCACAGAUCACAGUGGUCAAAGGGCCCGGAUGAUGCAACCUGUGUGCAGAGCAGAGCCGACAUGGCGGAGAUCAGGGGCCUCUUGGCUGCCCUCCAGCCCCCCGAUGUGGCUGUGGCUGUCCCGGAGGAAGGAGGCCUUGCUGGAGGGGAGACGGUGCCGGCGGGGGCAGAAGAGGAGGAUCUCUACACAGCUGCACCAGUGGCUCCCCUUGAGAAAGAAGGGGUGCAGGACAGUGUGCCCCCGAACCCAGAGACAGUUGAGGCAGGUUCCCUGCCUGGCACAGCCGUCAGCACCAAUGACGAGGAGGCUGAGCUGCUGCUGGCCAUCCAGCAGUCCAUGGACAGCGUCCGGCAGGAAGAGGAAGAGAUCCGGCAGGCCACCGAGCUCUCCCUGCUCUCCUGGCAGCGGGAGCAGGUGCCCAGUCCAGACUCCGAGGCUGCCGCCCUCCGGUCCGCCAUGAGUGUCUCCCUGGAGGCGAGUGAUUCGGCUCAGCUGGUGGUCUGCACAGAGUCCGAGGCGGCCGUGGAGCUCCUAGUCCAGGAGCUGGAGGCCACACUGCGGGCACACCUGCGGGAGGAGGAGGUGGUCCACCAGGCCUUGCGCUCGCCGCCUGCCUUGUGCCUGGACUAUCUGACCCACUUGGAGCGGAGGCAUGGGGUGCGGAUCUCAUUGGCAGACUCGGUGGCCACGGUGCGCGGCUUCAUGGAGUACCCUGUGGGCGCCACCCGUGACAUCGCACUGCUGGUUUCCCGUUUCCUGCCGACAAUGGAGGUGCCGGGGGGCUCUGGAGGGGCCUGCUGGGUGCGCUGGGAGGCUUCUGGCCGGGAUUCCCCCACCCCAUAUUCUACUCAGGCCAGUGCCCUUCUGGAGCAGGCGUGGUGCCAAGGACACAAGCGGCUGGAUGUCUUCUUCGACGGGCGACCCUUCACCUUCAACUUUGAGCGGAUGGAGGAAUACGAUCUGGGUAAUGCGCGCACGCUGCCCAUUGGCCGCACAGAGCCCCCACCCAUAGCUGCCCCAGACCCCCUUGUUCCCUCAACAUUGACAGAGGAGGCUCCGACAUUGGUGCCGCUGGUCGAGGGCUCAGAUGAGUUCCGAGAAACCGUCCGCAAUUUCUACUGCGCGCUGGAGCACUUCCAUAACAAGAUCUGCCUCGUCAAGGUGGAGAAGCUGGUACACCCGCUGCUCUACCAGCAAUACCAGCUGAAGAAAGCUGCCAUGGAGAAGGCCUGCGGGCACCAGCAGGUGGAACGGGUCCUGUACCACGGCACCACGAAGGAGUCCACCCAAGAGAUCUGCCUUCACGGCUUCAACCGCAGCUUCUGUGGCAAGAACGGUACGCGCUACGGCAACGGGGUCUACUUCGCCAGUAGGCCUUUCUCGGUUCAGGACCAGUACUCACCCUGCAGCGGCAACGGCAACAAGUACAUCUUUGUUACCUUGACCCUGGUGGGGGACUAUGCGGUGGGGAGCCUGGCAUGCGGGCACCACCUUCCGGGAAGGAGAUGCCACUCACGCCGCUACGACAGAACUGUGGACAAGAGCCGGGAUCCCUCUAUCUUUGUCAUUUUCAACGACACGCAGGCCUAUCCCCCCACCUCAUCACCUGCCGGUGUCAAGGCCACGCUGAGGGUGGCCAAGGACUGGGCUGCCACUAUGCCGGGACCCCCCCACACACACACACUGACCGACCGAGCUGCCCUCAUUUGCCCUGCCCACAAGGGUCCUGACGUCCAGGUCUUCAUGAACCAGCAGCCGGUCCGAUACAGAGAUCCAAAAGGUAACACAAGGAACGUCAGAGACCCAGGCAGAGAUCAAGACAACCAGCAAUCCAUCCAGGAACAAGGCAGUAGCAAGGCUUCUACCAAAGAAAGAGGGAUAGUUGUCAGACAUACGUCAACAUGA
Messenger RNA from Sceloporus undulatus (fence lizard), 3582 nucleotides. It is a transcript of the gene PARP10, whose product is annotated as poly(ADP-ribose) polymerase family member 10. Gene Ontology annotation, molecular function: transcription corepressor activity; NAD+ poly-ADP-ribosyltransferase activity. Gene Ontology annotation, biological process: negative regulation of gene expression. The record is from RefSeq and is a predicted model, not a curated record. NCBI's taxonomy places the organism in Eukaryota, Metazoa, Chordata, Lepidosauria, Squamata, Phrynosomatidae. Gene Ontology annotation, cellular component: nucleus; cytoplasm.